Molecule: messenger RNA, 7493 nt
Organism: Zootoca vivipara (common lizard)
Lineage: Eukaryota; Metazoa; Chordata; Lepidosauria; Squamata; Lacertidae
Source: RefSeq, a predicted model, not a curated record
ACCGCUCGGACUCUUUCUCUUCCGCGCCGACUGUGGCCUUCCGUCCCUCCGGGGAAACUCGCGAUGGCUCCGAAGCGGCCCAAGAGCGGCAGCGGGGCCUCGGCGCCUAGCGGGACCGGUUCCAAGAACUGGGAGGCUGGGCUGGUGUCUGCACGCUUAGAGGAGGAAAAUUGGAUUCCCAGUAUCGCAAUGGUUGUUGGGGACCAAACCGAGGAUGAACUUCACACAAAGGCCCUGUCUCUUGCUGUGCAGGUGCCAAUGCGGAGGCUCUUUAGUAUGGUGACUUGGGAAGGAAUGUUAGCACAGAUCAUGGCAAGUGGAGAUGUAAGCAAACCAAAGGGCAAAGAAAAGGAAAAGGAAAAGGAAAAAGAACCACCUUUGUUUACUGAGGUGUUAGAGGUGGCAAAAAUCAUUCUCAAUAAUGGAGAAGCACUUCCUGUAACUCUGAUUGGAAAGUUAAUUAAAUAUCAGAUGCUCUGCAUUAAACAGAAGGACCUGCAGAGAAGGGCUGCUGAAAAGAAGACACCCGAGGACAAGGACAAGGAGAAAGACGAAAAGGGGAAAGGGAAAGGGAAAGGCGGCAAAAAGGAGAAACCUCCCAGUGCCAAAGGGAAAGGGAAGAAGAAGGGAGCUGAGUCACCAAGUGUGUCAACAGCUGCCAUUAAGAAAGACACCAAACUUAAACGACGUGGAGAAGAAGAUGAUCUUGACAAAUACAUCGAUGAUGAACCAGAUGACGGUGCUCAGUAUUAUUUCAUAAUUAGUGGUUUUCACUACCCUCAACUUCUGCCUGUGCUAUCCGAUCUUGGGAUCAAUGUUGCAAGCGUCAUUAAGAUUUCUUCUGACAAUUAUGAGCCACUCCAGACCCACCUGGAAGCAGUUGCUCUGCAGGAAGAACCAUUUCUUGAAGCAGAAGUUGUCGAAGCUGAAAAGAAGAAGAAGAUGAAAGCUGCCAAGGACCUGCAAACCUUCUGGAAAUAUUUGGAACCUAUUCUGAAUAGUGGGAAACCAGGAUCAAAUCUUUUUCAGAUAGCUCGACUCCAUCACCUAGUCAAGGAGUCUUCCUUUCCUGCCGACUGGAGUAACGCUGACAUGUUGCUUGAAUUUGGAACGGAGCUCUUUGAAGUUGUGGCAUGUUUGAUGUAUGACUGCCUGGACUGGAAAAGACAGCAUCAGCACUUCUUGAAAUCCACCAAAUUUAUUAAUGUCCCCGUAGUAGAAAAGAAGAGCAAGACUGAGGUACCACCCCCUGCUCCAACCACACCUUCAAGGAGAAAGCAGGCAGCAGAAGAGCCUGCUGCACCAGUUUUAACAACAGAUGUGGACAUGAGGUAUUAUAAUGACCUCCUGAACCCAGUCCCUGAUGAGAUUGUUUCUGUUCCCUUGAUACUGGAAUGCAUGUUGCAACAGGUUGUUGCAUCAGAACAGAAUCUUACACCACCAAGCUUGGUGGUUCCAGAGCCUCGUGAAGAUGGGCUGGAUCAUACCAUUGCAAGUCACAUGGUUUCGAUCCUUCCUUCUCUUGCCCUUCCUGAGAGUGAGAAAAAGAAUCUUUACAACUCCUUUUAUCCUCAAAAUAAAGACAAGACCAUGGAUCAGAAAUGGCCUCUUAUACUGAACUACCAUGAUACCCUGUCCCAGAGAUUGUACUUCCUAAAGAUGCAGGGUAGUUUAGACCCAGCCAAGGUUGAAGAUGAAAUGAUGUGCAAACUGCCUUUGAUGGAUCUUCUUAAAUUCCCUCUUCCGCCACCUGGAACCAAUACCAGACGCCUUGCCAGAAUCCAUGAGCUCAUGCAUUAUUGCACUAGUGAACACAUGAACUGGGCUGAAAUAGAGCGAGCUUUUAAAGUGUUUACAUUUGAAAGUCUGAGGCUGACAAAGGUAGAUGACUCUGGGCAGCUAGAAGGCUGUGGCAGAAUGCUUGGUGGUGAUGAUGAGGUGUCUUACAUCCCAUGGGAUAAUCCUGCUAAUUUUGCCAGACAACUGAGACAAGAAUUGAUGGACCUAAAAAUAUCACAGGAAGAGUAUCUGAACAAAUCAGGGCUUUUCACUGACAGUGCUUUUCAUAGUCGACAAUAUUUCCCUUUUACAUUUGAGAACAGUAUUCAGAGACCAUCAGGACUUUACCAUUCAGAUCGGGUUGCUGAAUUUAGGAGUGAUCUCAACGCUCCUCUUGAAAAUAAGAUACAUUUAGAUGCAGAGGCAGAUACAGAAUUAGUUGCCAUACAGGAGACCCAGCAGCGGUGUUUGAAAGACUGGAGUUUUGCAGAACAUUUUCAACCACACCUUCUCUUCCAGGUUCUUCACAAUGCAGCCCAGCAUUACAAAUGCAUUGAUUCUUAUUAUCACACUCAAGAUAACUCCUUGCUGGUAGUCCUUCAUAAUCCUAUGAACCAACGUUGCCAGUUUGAAGAGUCCUGGAAUGUUGCGUUGCAUUCUGACGUUGGAUUCAGGAAUUACCUAGAACUGGUGGCUGCUUCCAUAGAUGAAUGGAUAGUAAGAGAAGAAGUAAAAUAUCAGGAAGAAAAAAUGGCAAAAGAACUGGAAGCACUUAGGUUAGCUAAAGAGUUAGCAGAAAAAGCACCUGUCGAAGUCAAGUCCCCACCUACUGGCAAAAAGGGUGCUGCACAGAAGAAGUCCAAAAGUCCUGCCAAAAGUAAAAUCGACAUUUCUCCAGAACCUGUAGCUGAGAAAGAAAAAAACAUUUUUGUCAGAGAUGACUCUCUCAAGGCUUGGAAGGAGGAACAGGAGCGGCUGUUAGAGGAAGAGCGGUUGAAAGAAUUGAAAAAAGCUGAGAAGAAGGAGAAACCUGGCAAGAAAAAAGGCCAGAGUAAGGAGCAAGCACCUUCUGAUGAAGGAAAGGCAUCCAAAAAGAAAAAAGACAAGAAAUCGCCGUCCAGGUCACCAGAGUCGGCUAAAUCACCAGACGCUGAAGAACAGGCAAGGCUGGCCAAGCAGAGUAAACAAACUAUCCCUCCUCAGCCACCCGUGAAAGAAUAUGAGUUUCUUGGAUACAAUAUGGCUGAGAAUCCCAUUCAAGUUGCAGGGACUACCCGAUACCUGUUCCCUACUGAUGGAGGACAAAUCCAGGCAGAAAGGAUAACUUUCGAAAAAGGGGCAACUUUGGUCAAAGUGAAGGUAAUAAAGGACAACCACUGUUUCUUCAUUCAUAUCGUAGACCCCCAGAAAUGCGAACAAGAGAAAGAAAGUAAUGAAGAAAGAGAUGACUCCCCAAGUGAUCAAGAGCCAGAGCCAGACAAACCAGUGAAUCAAUCGAAAGCUGUGAGCAAGUUUGGAUCAUUUUCUGCAACCUUAGAAAAUGAAAUCCACCUCUCCUUUAGCUGCUAUGGAGCAUCAGGAAAAGCAAAAGAAGAAAGUGAUCCCAAUUUAGCGACCAUUCUGACCAUCCCUUCCGUAAAUGUGCCCACUUCCGCUUUGGUUACCUCGCCUGUUUCUACUCCUGCUACUGCGACGACAGGAAAGACUAAGCCUUCUAAAGAAAAAUCAGGCAAAAGCUUACAACCUACCAAUAUGAGCUCCCGCCUCACAGUGACUAGCUCGCCAGAAGACGCUUCAAAGCAAGAUGAGAAAAAGGUAGAUAUAGACGAGUUGACCCAAACACAAACUAUUCCAGAUCCCCGUGUUUUCAAUAGUUUGAAUGUGUCCUGUCCCAAUGGAUUGGUACUAAGCUUUCUUGGCCAAAAAUUCACAGGUGAAGAAAUGGGAAACAAGCCCAAGAAUGAAGGUGAAGGAAGCAAAAUAGACGAAGCUAAAUUGGAUGAGGGCAAAAUUGAUGAAAUUAAGACACAAGAAGCCAAAGAAGAGCAAGUGAAGGCCCAUGAAACCAUAGCAAGCAAGACCAAAGGAAAUGAAGACAAGGCAGAUGAAGGCAAGCCCCUUGAUGAAUAUGUGGCAGAUGAUACCUUAAAGGAUGAGGCCCAUGAAGGCAAGGCUGAGGCUGAAACAGAGGAGGACCAUGCAAACAAAGCCAGGGAAUCUAUUUUUGAGAUAUUUACUAGGCAGAGUUAUCCCCAAAGGGUGAAGCAUUCACAGCUGCAAAAAGCAGUGAAGAACCCAAUAGAUCAGGAAGUGUCUAGAGUUACUACGAGACAAGGAACUGUCAUAAAGUACAUGUUGGAUGGAUCCACUCAGAUACUGUUUGCUGACGGCACAGUGAUGAGAAGCCCUGAUUCUGGUCCUGUUUUACCACCUCCACCUCCUGCAAGUACACCACAUACAGAGGCCACACCUCCUCCUGAUACAAGCACCAAGAAAUCUAGAAAAGGUACCAAGGGUGCCCCUGCACUAAAAGUUGAAGCAGCUGAAAUCGCUGCUCAGGAUCACCCAUUAGAUAUGGAACACUCCCCAGAUGCCCUGGCAGGCACCUGGAUAACCACUACCCCAUCAGGUAUUCAGAUAGGCACCAAGGGAUCAGAGAAGCUGGACCUGAAGCCACUGUUGGCCUACCAGGCCACCGACCCAGUUACUGGAACGGUAAUGACUAUAAGGGAAGAUAUGGUCGUUGUGGUGGAGAAAAGCGAUGGUUCCAGAAUAGUAGAUCAUGCUGAUGGCACCAGAAUAACCACUUUCUUCCAAGAGUGUGUUGAAAUGGUUGAGUCCACUGACAGUGAAGAAACAGACACCGAGCCCCAAACCAUCACAAGGAAAGUGAAAUGCAUGCGUGUAGAAAAUCCAGACUUUGCAACGAUCAUAACAAAUUGUGAGGACAGUACAUGUUGUGCCAUCUUUGCUGAUGGAACCUCGAUUAUAUCAAAGCCUGAAGGAACAUACCAAAUACUGCCCAUGAACAAAGGCUGCCUCUUCGUCGAUGAAAAUUGUUGUGCAGUUUACUCUCCAGAGGCAUUUGAAAAAAGUGGAAGUGAUCUUGUAUCCAGUUUUGAGGAGCAGCAGGCAGGGAAAUAUGUUAUGAAACACAACUCCAGUAUUGCCUGUGAGGUGACAGACCAUGCAGGAAACAUUUUUAAGGUCAUGGCUGAUGGCAGCACCUCCGAAUUCAUUGCUAACACUGAUGCUGAUGGAAAGGAAUCAGAGAUCGCAGAAAUUAAAUUGCCAGUCGUAUAUGGGGAACAUGCACCCAGAUUCUUCAUUGUGUAUGCUGACGGCUCAGGGACUGAACUCCUCCGUACCAGGGAUGCGGAGGAAUACCUGACCAAUGCUUAUGGUGAUCCAGUUACAGCAGUUGUACAAGAGCCAAUACAAGAAUGCCCAGGAAUCCUAAGCAUUACCGUACUUCGCCCUUUGAGUGAAGCUUCUCGGUGGGUGAUGAAGAGAGAUUCAUCCACUAUCAUCCCUUAUAAUCUCCAAUCAAGGGCCUGGGAAAAUUUCCCACCAGUUGAGAGGAAGACUCCAGGCCCUCCAUUUGGAAUGAACGCUUGGAAAGGCCUGUGCAUAGAAUUCAAGCAGUUGGCAGGUUCUCCUGCACCUAUACAGAAAUGUCCAAAUGUACUCCAAAUCCGCCGGUUGAUCCAGUAUUCACCAGUCACUGAUGAGCUCAGACACAAAUUGCAGCUUUCUGUGAAGGAGUACAUUGAAAAAAUCAUGAAGGAAGAAGAAGAAAUGGAAGAGAUGUCUAUUAAAGAUCCACGAAUGGAAGAAGAGAAGGAAAAUGCUGCUGACCUUCUCAAGCUAGUUAUGUCUUUCCCUAACCUUGAAGAACCUUCAGAAGAGCAAUGCAGCAGAGCUCAUAUUGCUGAUAUAUAUGAGCAGGCAGUGGCUUCACACUCACACCAUCCGUCAAGGGAGUCACUUGCAAAGAAAACAGAAGAAUAUUGGCAGAGGUUCCGCCAGGAAGAGAAACAGGAUGUAUCUUUCUGGCAGGUCAAGCUUGCGCAGACCAGGCAGGAAAUUGAGGAUGGAAAGGAAUGUCUUAUGAAGAUAAGGAACAAAGUCAUCCCCCCCUAUUUCAGUUCAGAAUUUGGCAUGGAAUUUCUGAAUAAGGAGCUUCCUGAUGUUGAAAGUCUUUCAAAAAAGCUCCCUCCAUUCUCAAAGAAAGGAAAGAAGGGACCAUUGCUGGAUACAAUUACAGAAACGGGUGAAAGCAAUCUAGGAACGAUGGAGGUGUCAGACAGAAGCAAGGUUUCAGGCUACAGUACGCUCACUGAUCCAUCAGGUUAUUCUGUAAUCUGUGCUGAAGUUUACCCAGAUUUCUCCACAACAGAAAUGGCUGAGAGUAGAUUGGAGAUUGUCUUUGAGCCAAAACUCCAGUCUCUUCUGGUGGAUGCAGCAGGAUCCCCAAGGAAAGAGAAGGUGAAAUUGCCUGUGUCCAUACUGAGAGACAAGACACACUCUGUACCCAGACGAAAGGGUGAAGAUCCCGUUUCUGGCAAAGUUCACACAUGCUCUGCUUCAGCAGCUUCACAGCAAAUGUCAGGCUUUCUUCUCAUCCCACCUAAGGUGUCAUUUGGGGUGCUCAAGGAGGGCUGCACUUACAAAACCAUAGUAGUCUUGAAGAACAUCGGGAUGAAUUUCUGCAGGUUUCGGGUGAAACAACCACCACCCCGUACUGGAUUGCGAGUGUGCUACACCCCAGGGCCUGUAGCUUCUGGAUUGCAAACAGAUUUGGAAGUCGAUAUUUAUGCUAUGGCUAUUGGCGUAGAAGGCAGUGAGGGAGCGGGUGAAGUUUCGCAUCGGAUCGAAAUUUACACAGAAACAGAAACUCUCUUCCUACCUGUGGAAGCAAAUAUCCUUUAUUGCUUUUCUGUGCAGGACAAACUGGUGGCCUUUACUGCACAGAUGGCCACAGAACGCCCCCGGCCCCACACUUUGAGCAAGUUACUUUAUUUUGAAGACGUGAGUCCCUUAAAAUGCUUUUGGAGAAAGAUGUUUAUUAUUGACAUCUGUCUCUCUCGGGAGACAAUGGAAGAGUGUGCCUUUGGGGGUAAACUCCAACCAUUGGAGAAGUUUACACAACCCAGAUUGUUUCGAAAUGUUGUUUUAAUGUUUGGGAAUAGAAAUUAUAUAAAGGCUAAAUGUUUAGAGCUUUUUACAGGGCCAUCCUGUGGUCCCACUGCCCUUUCAGCCAGAAAUAUUCUCCUUAACAUUGGCUGAGCGUAGUUGGAAUCCUAUAUGCUCUGAACAGCAGCUUUGAAAAAAACAGUAUCAAUUUAAGCAGUCUACCACCACUAGGGACAGUCUGUCCAACUGUAAAAUGGCUUUUGAUCUUAAGGUUCUUCUGAUGUUGUAAAGACUUCUUUGUAAGGUUCUCCUGGAAAUGACUCAAAGUGAUUUACAAACACAAUAGAAAAGAAUAAAACCAAUGACAGGAACAGUAGAAAUCUCCACCCAUGCAACUCCCUCCCAUUAGUUCUCGUCCUGUUUUCUGCUCCAUCUUCUGUGUGGCAGCCUUUCAGAUAUUUGAAGGCCACUGCCAUAUGCUUGCUUAGUUAACUACUAGAUACCAAUGAGGAAUAGGGUGGCACCUCUGCCCCUUCCACCAUUUGUAGGAACUUAGGAAGCUGCUAAUCAUUGAAGCU